Morone saxatilis (striped sea-bass) is the source of this 1112-nucleotide messenger RNA. RefSeq names its product docking protein 4-like. Lineage: Eukaryota; Metazoa; Chordata; Actinopteri; Moronidae. The record is from RefSeq and is a predicted model, not a curated record. Gene Ontology annotation, biological process: cell surface receptor protein tyrosine kinase signaling pathway; positive regulation of MAPK cascade. Gene Ontology annotation, cellular component: cytoplasm.
GGUGAUGCUGCAGAAGACAACCUGAUGUCCACCCGCCAGCCUACUGACCGCCACUCCACGCUGCCCCUGGCAAAUACACAUGCACAGUCCCAGCCGCACAUACACACACACUCCCCAACACACUACCCCACAUACCCUGGACAGUGACACACACACACACAGAAGAAGACAUGGACGCUGAAUAAGAUGCAGACACAAACACACACAUACCUACAAUGCAUGCAGGCACACACAAUUCACUGAGAGAAACACACACUCUCCCUCCUUAUAUGAGUUUUACAGCCCAACGUUACACCUCAUGGAAGAUGUUUUAGGUGGGACUAACACUGGCCGACUGACCAUCCUGAAUGCAGAAAGCAGGAAGUGACAUUCCACAGAAGACUGCAAGGAGGUUGGGCUUCCUUACAUGACUGCAGCUCCCACAAUUCCACAAUAAAUGGGGGAUAUUUGACGUUGUUCCGCACUGAGGCCGAGAACCUCUGCCUGGAAGAAUGGCAUUGCCCACUGAUUGAAGUAAGGACUAAAGGCUCUCAGUAUGCUUUAAACCAGCUAGUUUGUAUUAUGUUGUCCAACCAGGUCUAAAGGCAUCAUAAGUGGUUCUACCUGUGCCACUCUGGAGAGUGGGGUGAAAAACCGUAAAGAGCAGUUUGCCAGGAGUUUUAAACAGAAUUGUUACUACAGUUUUUUAUUGAAAUAAUGACUAAAAUAGUAAAUCUCUGUAGAUACAGCUGGUAGCAUGUUACUUUGCAAUGUGCUUCUCACUCACCUCACUCACAAGACACCUGUCCAGUUCUCUACUGGUUCUCCUCACACCACAACUCAAUUUGUCACUGCUGGCUGAAUACAUAUCAGUGUAAGGCAGAAACCUUGUAUAUCCAAAACCAUUACUUUUCAGGAAAUUACAUUUUUUUUUUGUUUUGAACUCUUUGUCAAAUGUUUGUAUUGUUGUUGGUUUUAAUACUUUCCAUUGGUUAAAUAUAUGUAAAACCCACAGACAGUAAAGAGUGACCAAUGGCAUUGAUUUAUGAAAUAUGGAAAUAUGAGGUGUCUGUCUGACAGCAAUGAUAUAAAUACGUAUUUGCUACGUUAUCAUCCACAGUGCUGCAAAAAUA